Somion occarium is the source of this 1830-nucleotide messenger RNA. Lineage: Eukaryota; Fungi; Basidiomycota; Agaricomycetes; Polyporales; Cerrenaceae. The record is from the annotation of a GenBank genome assembly.
GUGCCUGGACUGCACCCUCCUCCGAUACCACCAGCUCCUCUGUUAAUAUUUUCGGUUUUACUUGAACAUGCCUCGGGCUAGGUCUCUUCGUUCCCUCGCCAUCUCGUCAAGACGAAAUGUGUCUCCCACCCCACCGUCACCAACAUUCUCAGAGGCUACGAAUGUCUCUGCAAUGGAUUUCGGUCCGAACGGACCAGCGAAGAUCAUCACGAAAGCAAACCUCAGAGCUAGCAUACAAGCGUAUGAGGAUUUGCUCAACAAAUGUGCCGGUUAUCGCGCAGCACUUUUGGCAAUGUCCCAAGCCACUGCAGGGUUCGCUGAUGCUAUGGAAACUUGCGCCACGUUGAAGGGACCCAACUACGAAUCGGGGACGAGGUUGCAAGCUGCAUCAGGGCUCCACCACCUAAUGGGUAAUCAUUGGCAUCUUAUGGCAGAGACGCUUGACAAGCAAUUUGAGAAGCCCCUUCGACAACAUGUCGAGGAAUAUAAGACUAUCGUUACGGAUCGUUCAAAUGCAUAUGAGAGAGCUUUACGCCAGAAGAGCGACAUCAUUCGCCAGACGGAGAUGGGCAACUUGAGAAAGAAGAACCGCAAUUUACAAAGCUUCAGAGAAGCUUUGGCUGUUCUCCAACGACAGGUUGAGGAACUCGACGAGCUCAAAGCAAAUCACUAUCAGGACAUUGUAGAGCAUGAAGAAGAGGUGUGGGAUGUCGUUCAGGGCAAAAUUUGCAUCGUGGUCCGAUCCACCCUCGAUGUCUUCGACCGCUUUACUUCCAAAGCCUCCGACCCCGUCAUUGAGCCCAUGCUCCAAUCCGUGCCUGAUCCAUUCGACACUUAUGGACCUCCACCAGCGGAAGACAAGAUAUUCAGCAUCCUCCCUCCCUUAUCCGUCAUCGCCAAUGUACCCUCAUCAAGUCCAAGUCCACUGACUUCCUCAACGCCCGAUCUUUCAAGUAGCGAUAGUAGCGACGGUAUCGUGUCGGCCAAGAGCUCUUGGACACCCAGUUCAGGAACCUACUUUGCGGAAUCUAGUUCAGCUUGGGCUGAUGCUGCAGGUUCACCACCUUCCGCCUCUGCCUCUGCUCCUAUUUCAGCUCGCCCGGCUUCACCAACGCCCGUAGCACGUUCUAUAUCACCCCUCACCGUUCCAAUACGUCGAAACUCUCAUCCUCCUUCUGCUCCAUCCCAUCAAUCUAAGAAGUCUGAAUCCAAGCUGCGAAGCGUCCUCUCUGUGAUAGACGAGACUACUUCCCGCCAAAAUGGUGACAGUCAAGAGGGCACCAGUAGAAGUGCCUCGGAGCCGGCGUUAGCUACGUAUGGACCUGUCUCAUCGAAUGGACAUGGGACGAUUCCUGAUGACCCGGACGGGGGAGGUUGGGGGACGACGGUGAAAUUGAAGUAUUCUGGAUCUACGUCUGUCACCAUUGAUGAUGACCUUACACCACGAAACACUGCUCUUCGCUCACAAUCUCCCGUUGAAACACCACACGCUAAAAGGAGCCUGAGCCCACAUUCUGAUGAUACUGUUGUUCUUUCAUGACCUCAACGACACUAACUAAUGGACAUGCGUAGAUACCCGACCAGAUACCGUCUUUUCUUGCUUGCUUACUUUGUUGUAUUCUUUCACUAUCUAUUUUCUUUUUCUUGCUUUCGCUAAUGUUUGUACAAUGUACGAUAAUCAACUUUCCACAUUCCUGUCGGUAUUUAUUGCGGGUUACGUAGAAUAUCACGACACCUUCUACCUUCCAUUACGAGGUCGAACAUUAUACUGUUCUAAGACUGCGGGAUCUGCAGGUGCGGGGCUCUGGAAUAACAGGUCUUUCCCUGUCC